Messenger RNA from Candidula unifasciata, 843 nucleotides. The record is from the annotation of a GenBank genome assembly. NCBI's taxonomy places the organism in Eukaryota, Metazoa, Mollusca, Gastropoda, Stylommatophora, Geomitridae.
AUGACUUCGUCAGACUGGUUCAAUCAGUCAGACUCAUCCCAGUUGACAGUCUACAACAGCACCAACGUAACGUCCCAGUUGACUAGGGAUGAGGGUAUAGCGGUCAUUGAAAUGGCCGUUAGCGCCACCAUUUUGUUUUUGGCCAUUGCCGGAAACUGCUGCGUGAUUCUGUCCCUUGCCAUCAAACGGAAACAUCUAUCGCGCAUGCACCUAAUGAUCCUCCACCUGUCAUUGGCCGAUCUGUUUGUGGCCUUUUUCAAUGUUUUACCUCAAUUAAUUUGGGACAUUACUUAUCGAUUCCAAGGAGGCUCGUUUAUGUGUGUUGUGGUCAAGUAUCUGCAAGUGGUGGCCAUGUAUGCGUCCUCCUAUGUGCUGUUGGCCACUGCAGUGGACAGGCAAGUAUAUCUUGUGUAUUACGCCAUCUGCCGUCCAUUCCUGAGCCAAAGCUGGACGGCCAAACAAGCUCACAUUCUGGUCAUCAUUGCAUGGGCGGCCUCGCUGCUGUUCAGCCUCCCACAGAUGUUUAUAUUUUCCUACCAAGAGAUCUCCCUUUUGCUUCUUUAUAUGAAGGUGGAACUAGGAUCAGAGGUGUACGACUGCUGGGCCAGGUUCCACCCUGAGUGGACUUUACCGGCCUAUAUCACAUGGAUGACUGCUUCCAUUUUCAUUAUACCCACCUGCCUUUUGGGUCUUCUGUAUGGGCAGAUCACCUGGGUCGUAUGGAAGGCGGGAAGACUCGAGCAAAAGAUGCUUCCAAUAAAAAGUACACGUUUAGAGUUAUGUUUUGAAUACUGGGAGGCAGACUUCCUUAUAGGUAUCUGGGCAGGAUAUUUUCUUCUGCGG